CCAUAUUUCCUCCUCGCUCCCAUCGUGCUUUGCGGCGACCUUUCCCGUCGCCCUACAGGAGCCGCCAUGAGCGCAGCGCUGGCGGUCGCUUGGCAACGGCUGCUCGGUGCGGCCUGGGGGGGCUGCGCCGCCACCCUCUGCCGGGCCCUACGCACCGGCCCCCGGAGGCUGCAGAACCUCGCGGAGACGGCGGCCGCGAAGGAGGUGGAGAACCAGAGCGCCACCGACCUGAGCCCUUUAAUCCUGCAGAGGAACUCCAUGAGAUGGGAUGGAAAGGUCUAUGAAGAGAUCCCAAUAGCUCACAUCAAAGCUACAUACAACAACACCCACGUCCAAGUGGUCAGCUUUGACAACAGGCCACUUGCCCGUACAUCCUGUGGCACAGAAGGUUUCCAGAAUGCCAAGAAGGGAACAGCCAUCGCAGCACAGACUGCAGCCAUGGCAGCCGCAGUGAAAGCACGUGGGAAGGGUGUAUUGCAUGUACGAGUCAUGGUGAAAGGACUGGGACCAGGACGCAAAGCUGCCAUCAAGGGUUUGACUAUGGGAGGUUUGGAGGUCAUCUCCAUCACCGACAACACUCCGGUUCCACACAACGGCUGUCGCCCGCGGAAAGCCAGGCGAAUGUGAGAGGCAGGUGGAAGAGGCACACAGCUUUCAACAUCAGUUCGUGUAACAGGGACUGGGCUGAACGGUGCUCCUGUGACAGAUUCUGGAAAGACACCCUCCUGGGAAAUACUUGUUGAGGGAAUCUUGAAGAAGAGAGACUAUCCUGGACCUUAAAAGCCCAGGUGGUAAAAGCAAGAAUGCAUGCCUUCCCUUAGUGUGAAGCCUGUUGUGUAUGAAGCUUGUUGAUUAAAAUGUUGGUCUUCUGACAGCCAUU
This is a messenger RNA of Phalacrocorax carbo (great cormorant), 880 nucleotides long. Lineage: Eukaryota; Metazoa; Chordata; Aves; Suliformes; Phalacrocoracidae. The record is from RefSeq and is a predicted model, not a curated record.